AGGUACCCUAUGAUGCUCGGUCUUUCAUUCAAAAGAACAGAGACACUUUAAGUGAAGACUCAGUUGCAUGUCUUAAGACAAGUGAAAGCACUCUUAUACAAGAUCUGUUCACUGUGACAGAAAGCAUUACUGGCUCUAUUUCACUGUAAGCUUCAUUACUUUCUCAGUCCAUACAGUUUGGAAAUAAUUAUAUUAUGUACAAUGUUUAUGUGGCAAAAAAGUGCCAAGUAUUAAAAGAAAAAUAAGUAUAUAUAUUAUAUAUAUAUAACUUUUUAGCAAAAAUAUACAGCUAUUUACUUUGUUAAGCUAUAAAACAUGUAUUUUUAAUGAGCUUUAUUAUCAGUAAUUUAGAAACAAUUUAUGCAAACAAUGUUCUACAUUUAUUAUCCAAAAGUAACAUUUUAUUUUUAGACAGUACUUUUUGCAAAUGCUUUUUUGAAAUAUAAAUAAAUAAUAAAUAAAUAAAUAUUAAAUAAAUAUUUGAGUUAUAAACAUGUUAUGUAAUAAAAAUAGAAGAAUUUCAAGUCAAUUUUAAACAAUGUCAAAAAUAUUUAUGUAUAUAAUUUAAAGCAAAUAUAAAACUUUUUUUUUGUCAUAAUUUUUACAGGGCUCGGUACAAUUUUCGAGGAUCUAGACGACCAAACACAAAACACCCAGUAUUCACAGAAGGGAACUUAUCUCAAAGUAUUAACCAAAGCAGAAAUGUUUCACUCAGACAAAAGUAUGUAAAAACGAAAUAAUUUUUUUUUCCCUUGAAAAUAAACAGUGACAUAGGACAAAAAAAAAUCACUUUGAUUUUUUGAGAAGCAUUCAUUUUUUGAGAGAGUUAUUAUACAUUUUAAUCUGUUUUAUUUGUUUCCAUUUACUUCAAUCUAUUUAUUCUAAAUAAAUUGUUAUACAAAUUAUUGUGACUAGAUUUGGUGACAAGCCUCCCAGCUUCAAGCAAGGGGAUAGAGCUAAACAAAACACUCAUAUCACAUAGUUUAAGGUAAGAUAAAAAUAAUUUAAAUGUAAAAGAUUUUUUAACUUAAUUCCUAAUACUGGUGCUCGUGCAGUUUCAUAAAUGAUAUAAUUUAUGGACUUUUGGGUGUGUGCAAAUAUCUGUCAUUACAAGUCCUUAAUCAAUCAGCAUCCUUAGAGAUUCUGGCAAUAUCAAAUUUGAAUAUUUGACUUAAUCUUUACAGAAUUCCUUGGAUGAAUUGCUAAAAUCCAUGAAAGGUGCACAUCCAUAUUUUGUCAGGUAUGAAUUUCAUCUUAUUUAUUCUUAGGUUAUUUAAAUCAUGAAGACUAAUGGAGUCAUGGUGUAAAAAAAAUUAAUGCAAAGAUUUUAAUGAUUAUUAAAAUAUCCUACUUUAAAAUUAACAUAAUUAUGAAAACUUUCUAGAUAGAUACAUAACUUAUGAGCUCAGCUUGUGCAAAUUUACUUCUAAAUAUAGAUUUCACUGCAUCUUAUUAAGUUUGUAUAUUUAAUAAAUUCAGAUGCAUCAAACCAAAUGACAGACAGAAGCCAAAUGACUUCUCAGAAGAAAGAGUCAAAAUUCAACUUCAAUACAAUGGUGUAAAGGAGAUAGCUAGAAUUCGUACAUUUGGAUUUCCUUUUCGUCUUCCUAAGCAUGACUUUGAGCUAAAGUAAGAGGAAAUACGCUAAUUAUAUAAUUAUUUUUUUUAAUAAUUCUUUUAAAAGAAUUUUAAAUUUUGAUCUUUUGUAAGUUUUUGUUUGAAAAGUAAUGUCAAUUAUAUUUUUUUUCUAUGUAAGUGGAUCAAAUCCUUUUUAAUUCAUAGAUGAAAAUAUGAAAAUGAUAAAGCGGGAUGAGUUGCACAAACUCAUUGAAAUUGAUUCAUGAACAUUCUUGUUUUUGUUGCUGCUUUUUAUUUGAACAUCAUAGCAAAGAAAGUUCAAUUUCCAGCCUUAAAUAUUUUGUGUCAGUGUUACUUGAGAUGACUAAGGGACUGAUCACAGAUUUUAGCUCCAAACUCUCCCAUCAUCACAAAUGUAUUACAAAAAAUUAGAUAACGUUAUCAUGUGAUGUAGCAAAUAUAUGACCCUACACUUAUAUGCAUGACAUUAUAUGAUGAUGGCCCCUAAUAAUUUUUUGCUAAAUCUUUAUUAUAUGAAUGUUUACAGAAUGGUUAUAAUUAUUUUGUUGUCUAGCAUUAAAAAUCUUUCAAACUUUGUUUUUGUAGAAAAUCAAAUCUCAGCUGUAGUGAACUCAAAUUAAUUUUAACUUAAUAGGUUCAAAGAUUUAGCACGUGAGUACACAGGAUCUCAGUUGUCUAAAGCAAUAUUUGAUCAAAUUGUAGCUGACCCAACAACAUACAAAGUGGGAAAGACACAG
This is a messenger RNA of Lymnaea stagnalis (great pond snail), 2336 nucleotides long. The record is from the annotation of a GenBank genome assembly. Lineage: Eukaryota; Metazoa; Mollusca; Gastropoda; Lymnaeidae.